This is a messenger RNA of Caenorhabditis briggsae, 465 nucleotides long. The record is from RefSeq and is a predicted model, not a curated record. Bases 1 to 465 code for a protein of 154 amino acids. The transcript has 3 exons. Gene Ontology annotation, biological process: lipid catabolic process; phospholipid metabolic process; arachidonate secretion. Gene Ontology annotation, molecular function: calcium ion binding; A2-type glycerophospholipase activity. NCBI's taxonomy places the organism in Eukaryota, Metazoa, Nematoda, Chromadorea, Rhabditida, Rhabditidae.
AUGUUAAUAUACCUUUCCUUCUUUGCUCUGGUGCUCCGUCAAGUGCUCUGCUCUUCUUGCAAUGUAUUAUACCAGUUGGAUGACAUGUCUUACUGUAGAAUGGACAAACCAUUUGAUGCCUAUAGAUAUUACGGAUGCUCCUGUUCCGGUAUGGCUCCAGAUAAGCCGAUUGAUGGGAUCGAUAAAUGCUGUCAAGAACACAACAAGUGCUAUGAUGGCCUCAUUAUCUCCAAAAGGUGUCAAAACUCAAAUUCUCCAUAUUUUUGCCUGUACAAAUGGGAAUGUUUUAAUUCGGAGCUAUCCUGUCAUAACGAAAACAAAUGCCUCCAAUCUGUAUGCCAAUGUGACGAGACAUUUAUCAAUUGCCUGGCAAAGUAUCCCUACCCAACGUUCACACGAAAAUGUCAGUAUUUUGAUGGAGAUCCGAUUUUGAAAAUCUUAACAACACCGAAAUCUGCUAUUUGA